AAUGAUAAUAAUUGAAUUGAAGAAAUACUAUUUUCUUCUUUAUAAGCCUUCAAGAAGUAUAUGCUAAAUGAUGUUGUAAAUGAUGUGAACAUGCCCCAUCAUUUAUUAAAUUUACCAGAUUGACGUUGCUUCUGUGCAUCAUUUGUGGCAUUAUAACCAAUAUUUAUGCAGGAUCGAGUCUUCGUAUAUGUGUUUUACAAGGUGGUGGUGGUAGAGAGAUUACAAUUGUUUGGGUUUUAGAUUUCGCAAGAGUAGACUCUAUCUGAAGCAACAUGGGGUUUUGAUUUCAUUAUUUCGAGGGAGAGCAUUUUCCAUCACACUCAAUAAGGGUGGUUUAUUCCCGAGUAGACUCUAUUGUGGAGGAUUAACGCACUGAAUCGCUGACUUAAGAUGCUGUUGAUGAUGCGGGCAGCGAUUGCUGCUGCUUCUUCUUAUUUGAAGGUUGGUUAUGGCAGCAGAAGCAGCACCACCAGACUCAGACUCAGAGCUUCUAUAUCGACCGAAUCUAGAAAUACCCAACAACACCAGCGUGUGAAAAUCACUAAUGUUGAGGAUGCUCUCAAUGUGUUCGACGAAAUGCUUCAAAGGCGUCCUCUGCCUUCCGUUGUCCCUUUCAACCAAAUCUUGACUCAACUUGCCAAGUUGAAACAUUAUUCGGCAGUCAUCUCCUUGAAUAAUAAAAUGGGUGUUUCGGGAAUUCGUCCUGAUAUUUAUACUCUGAGUAUUAUCAUUAACUGCUUUUGCCAUUUGCACCAAAUGGGGUUUGGUUUGUCAGUCUUGGGAAACUUCUUCAAAUUGGGUUUGGAACCAAAUGUCACGACCUGCAACACUCUAAUCAACGGCUUUCUUCUUCAAAAUAGAGAGGCCGAGGCAGCAGCACUUUUCAACAAAAUGAUGGACAGUGGUAAUUGUAAGCCGGAUGUGGUUACUUUCGCUAUUCUAAUAAAGGGCCUUUGCAGGAAAGGUGACAACACUGCAGCGGUCCAAUUGCUUAAGAAGAUGGAAGAAGGGGCUUGCAAGCCUGACAUGUUUAUUUAUAACACGAUUAUCGACAGUCUUUGUAAAGAUACUCUAGUUGCCGAUGGACUGAAGCUCUUCUCAGAAAUGGAGAGUAAGGGUGUUGCCCCAGAUGUCAGGACCUAUAAUGUCUUGAUUCAUGGAGUUUGCAAAUUACAGGAUUGGAAAGAAGUUACAAGAUUGUUGAAUGAAAUGGUGAGUAAACAUAUAUUUCCAGAUGUGUACACCUUUAAUGUCUUGGUUGAUACAUUUUGUAAAGAGGGAAUGGUCCAAGAAGCAAGGAGCGUGAUCGAAAUGAUGAUUCAAAGAGGUAUCGAACCUGAUAUGAUUACUUACAAUUCGUUUAUGGAUGGGUAUUGUUUGCGAGGAGAAAUGGAUGAGGCAAAAAAGGUUUUUGACGUAAUGUUUAGCAAAGGGUGCAUGGUUGAUGCUCAUAGUUAUAACAUAUUGAUAAAUGGCUAUUGUAAACUUAAAAGGAUAGAUGAUGCCCGGAUGCUUUUUCUGGAAAUGUCUCAUAGGGGAAUUGUUCCAAAUAUGGUUACUUAUAACACUCUUAUUGAUGGGUUUUGCAAGAUGGGAAGAAUACAAGAUGCACAUAACUUGUUCUCUCAAAUGCAUACUUUAGGUCAACUUCCAAAUGUUCAAACGUAUAAUAUUUUACUGGAUGGCCUUUGUAAAAACCAACAAUUUCCCAAGGCAGUUGAAUUGUUGGAAGAGAUGGAGGGAAAGAAGUUGGAUUUUGAUAUUGUAACUUACAAUAUUCUUAUUCAAGGUUUGUGUAGAGCCGAAAAAGUUGAAUAUGCAUGGGAUCUCUUUCGUAGUUUGCCAUCAAAAGGAAUUCAACCUGAUGUCUGGGCAUAUAAUAUAAUGAUUAGUGGAUUUUGUAAUGGGGGGCUAACAUGUAAAGCAGAAAGCUUGCUAAGGGAAAUGGAAGAGAGAGGUCGUUCUCCAGAUGGUUGCACGUACAACACAAUUAUCCGACGGUUUUUCAAUAACAAUGACACAUCAAGGGCGGUGAGGCUUAUUCAAGAAAUGGUGGAGAGGGGUUUUUCUGCAGAUGCAUCAACUGCGGAGUUGAUCGUUAAUUUAUUGUCUAAAGAUGCAGUGGAUCCUGCUUUGUCGGCAUUUAUAGAAAGUCCACAAUGAAACUGAUUUGCAUCUUAGCAGUUAGACAAGUUUCGGGGCUUCUUUCCCUUGAAUGCUGCAUUGGAGGGUGUUGUUCCACUGCUGAGUCCCGUUCAGGUAACCAUUCAUUCGUGUAUCACCUAGUGAUGUAUGAUAUGUGUUAUUAAUUUAAUCUAUCAAGUGAUAGAGCAACUUUGAUGUUAUACUUUUAAGAUGAUAUCUGUAUCCAUUCAAAAUCAUUACACAAGUAA
Pyrus x bretschneideri (Chinese white pear) is the source of this 2393-nucleotide messenger RNA. RefSeq names its product putative pentatricopeptide repeat-containing protein At1g12700, mitochondrial. NCBI's taxonomy places the organism in Eukaryota, Viridiplantae, Streptophyta, Magnoliopsida, Rosales, Rosaceae. The coding region runs from base 391 to 2163 and encodes 590 amino acids. The record is from RefSeq and is a predicted model, not a curated record. The transcript has 2 exons. Gene Ontology annotation, molecular function: protein binding.